GUUAUCAGUGCUUUGAGUCACAGUCUCAACACGACAAACACAGAAGCAGCAGUUUCUCUGUAAAGGCAUUCCGAGGAUUCCUCGCGCUCCAUCCUCUCUACCUGUCCGACAGGUGUAGCCGGCUGUCGCGACUGACGCGCUCGAGGCUGAGGAGAGGAAGGCGGCUCUGACAGGAGGACAAUUCAUGGUCAUCUAUGGGUGAGUGUUUGCGGAGAGCUUGCCCAUGUCUGGAGUCACUAUGGCAGAGGAUUUUCACCGACAAAAAGCCUCCUGGACAAGGAGGAGGAGAAAGUAACGAUGGCGGAGGAGGAAGAGGAGGAGGAGGACAGGUGAGGGACAGCAGCAGUGAAGACGGCAGUGAGGAGAGCCCACCGAGCCCGGCACCGCAGGACAGGGUGCCCGAGAGCGGCGCCAUCUACACGGCUCUGUGGCCGUUUGAGGCCCGGCACACGGACGAGCUGUCCUUCCAGGAGGGGGACAUGUUCAGUGUUGUGGACCGCAGCGGGGACUGGUGGAAAGCGCGGAGGAUCGACAAGAACGGGUGCAUCCUGGACAUCGGGAUCGUGCCCAAAAACUACUUGGACCGGGCCGAGUCCCUGCAAAUGCAACCAUGGUUUUUUGGGACGAUGAACCGCUUUGAGGCCCAAGGCCACCUGAUGGCACCAGGAAAUGACAACGGAGCUUUCCUCAUACGACACAGCGAGAAAGACGAAGUUGGAUACGUUCUUUCAGUGAGGUCAGCCAGUCGGGUGAAGCAUUUUAAGGUCCUCAGUACAGCUGACAAUAAUUUUUACGUGGAGCCUAACCAACAGUUCGACUCUCUGAUCGAUUUGGUGGAGCACUACUGUGUCAACAGCCUGAGCAACAGCGGCACACUGGGAAUCCCCUGCAAGAGGAAAAAACCCGCCACACAAGAUCUGAAUCAUUUUACAGUGGAUGAGUGGGAGCUCCCGAAAGAGGAGUUCACUCUGGAGGAGGAGCUGGGCAGCGGCUACUUUGCUGACGUCUACCGUGGACGCUGGAAGAACCACAUUAACGUCGCCAUCAAGAUCAUCAAAAGUGACUCGGAGUUGAACCAUCGUGAGUUUCAGAGGGAAGUUCAGAUCCUGAAGAGUCUCCGCCAUCGUCACCUCAUUUCUCUGUUUGCUGUCUGCACGGCCUCCGCGCCUUACUACAUCAUCACUGAGCUGAUGGAGAAAGGCAGCCUGCUCAGCUUCCUCAGAAGUCCAGAGGGGCAGCGUCAAGAUGUUGCGUCACUCAUUGACAUGGGCGCUCAGGUGGCUGAUGGGAUGUCAUACUUGGAGGAGAAGAACAGCAUCCACAGAGAUUUGGCAGCACGAAAUGUCCUGGUGGGGGAGGACUACAUCUGUAAGGUGGCCGACUUUGGACUGGCCAGAGUGAUAAAGGAGCCGUUCUACAUCACAGAAGAUAAGAAGAUUCCCUAUAAGUGGAGCGCUCCUGAGGCCAUCAGCCAUGGGAAGUUCUCCAACAAGUCAGACGUCUGGUCUUUCGGUGUCUUGCUCUAUGAGAUUAUCACAUAUGGAGGUGUUCCAUACCCAGCCUUUAGCACCCAGGAAGUGUACCAGCAGGUAACCAACGGCUACAGGAUGCCAGCUCCGACCAAAUGUCCCGACUUUCUCUACAAAAUCAUGCUGAAAUGCUGGAGCUUCGAGCCUGCCGACAGGCCAGACUUCAAGUACCUCCGGCUCAAACUGGACAGCGCCUCCUACGAGUUGGAUCCUGACUUGUCUGACACGGCGCAGGGAUCGUGAUCAGUUUUUCACUGAGGACUCUUUUUUAAUAAACUGAUUUUACAGACUUUUGCAUGGAAAAACUUGUGAGUGUUUGCAGUCGGCAAACCUGCAAAGCCUGAUGUAUUUUGUUCCGUCCACUAGGGCUGCAACUAUCAAUUGUUUUUAUUAUCAGUUACUCUGAUAAAUUUUUUUUUGGAGCUGUAACCUUUUGAAACGAACUGGCAACAAUAUCUAUAAUCGAUAAGCCAUUUUAGCUGGGGGGUUUUUGGGGUAAACUCCAAUAAUUUCCUGGUUCCAGCCUGUACAAUGUGAGAAUUUGCAGGUUUAUUAAGUCUUCUGUGAAAAUAAAUUAAAAUAUCUUUCGUCCAUAUCCUUUUGGUUCACUGGUAAGACAAAAAGACAUUUAGAUAUUUCAUUUGAGCUCUAAACAAACUGUCAAGGACAGACCAAACAAUUAAUCAGUUAAGUGCACAAUAUGUAAUUUCUCCCUCUGCCGGUCUCUCGAUCAAAACAUUAACAAAGACGGACUUUGAUGACACCCUGAAGUAGCAUGGGAUCAUGGGAAUUCUUUUCUCCAGUGUUAAAUAACCAUUCAGAAACACUUCUAAAUCUAUUUAAACAACCACCAGUGCCAAUGAAAAUCUAUCUGAUGUUUUAUUUGUGUUAUGUUUAGUCACCUUUAGUCCUCCAUGUUAAUGAAACUGUUAACUUGCUAACUUAUCAUUAGUAUUAAAUGAGUCAACAACCUAUACACUGAAGGCUACAGCUACUAUAGCUAGCAAACCAGCUAGCAAACUGAAUAAUGGGGUGGCCCAGUACUGUUUUUGAAAUUAAAUAAACCCCUUAAAUUAUAACUCCCUUCUCUUUCAGUGAACAGUUUGAAUAAUAUUUGUGCCGUUUGAAAGUCCACCAGAUCUGUGAAUUUGAGUAUUUCUGACUGUAGGAAUAAUAUAUUUGUAUGAUCCCGGUAACCAGCCUUGUGAAUAAUCCUUAUCGCUCUUUUUUGGAGGAUGAAUAAUGAAUGUAUUGUAUUUUUGUAAUUAUUGCCCCAUACCUCUGCACAGUAACUUAAAUAAGGUGAAACCAGUGAACAGUAAAGAAUCCGUAGUGAAUUGUGAUCUAGAAACUGUUUGACUUUGUUUAAUAUUGCUAUACUUCUUGAUACUUGGAAUGUAUGGUUCUUAUAUGUGGUUUCCAACUGAGUUUUUCAUCAGUAGUUGUUCCAAGAAAUUUGAUUUCCUUAACUCUUUGUAUAAUAACCCAUUUAUUUGAAUAAUUAUAUGUGUUUGUCUUGUUGUUACCAAAUAAUAUUACUUUGGAUUUGUUGUUGGAUUUGAUGAUAAUUUGUUACUGUUGAACCAUAUCUUUAAUUUACUUAUUUCUAUUGUGAUGUCCUGCAAUAAUUCCAUUAAAUUAUCUCCAGAAAAAAGGAUAUUUGUGUCGCCAGUAAACAAGACAAAUUUCAUUACUUUGGAUACAUUACAUAUGUCAUUGAUAUAGAGUAUAAAAAACUUUGGUCCUAAGACUGACCCCUGGGGGACACCACAAGUUACGUCCAAGCAUGAAGAGGGACAAUCUCCCAGCUUCACAAACGGUCUCCUGUUACUUAAGUAGCUUUUAACCCAGUUUAAAACUAUACCCCUUAUGCCAUACCGUUCCAGUUUUUUUAUUAAUAUGUCGUGAUUUAUUGUGUCAAAAGCUUUCCUUAAAUCAAUGAAUAUUCCAACUGCAGUUUUUUUUCUGCUCUAUGGAAUUGGUGAUUUCUUCAAUUAAUUCUAAUAAAGCCAGUGAUGUUGAUCUGAAUCCA
Epinephelus fuscoguttatus (brown-marbled grouper) is the source of this 3561-nucleotide messenger RNA. RefSeq names its product PTK6 protein tyrosine kinase 6b (gene ptk6b). Gene Ontology annotation, molecular function: signaling receptor binding; ATP binding; non-membrane spanning protein tyrosine kinase activity. The transcript has 8 exons. The record is from RefSeq and is a predicted model, not a curated record. NCBI's taxonomy places the organism in Eukaryota, Metazoa, Chordata, Actinopteri, Perciformes, Serranidae. Gene Ontology annotation, biological process: protein phosphorylation; innate immune response; cell differentiation. The coding region runs from base 195 to 1772 and encodes 525 amino acids. Gene Ontology annotation, cellular component: extrinsic component of cytoplasmic side of plasma membrane.